This is a messenger RNA of Cylas formicarius (sweet potato weevil), 1575 nucleotides long. RefSeq lists its product as uncharacterized. The transcript has 6 exons. NCBI's taxonomy places the organism in Eukaryota, Metazoa, Arthropoda, Insecta, Coleoptera, Brentidae. Bases 262 to 1251 code for a protein of 329 amino acids. The record is from RefSeq and is a predicted model, not a curated record.
UGAUGACCGAGAGGUAGGGCGACUAUAUUCUGAUGUAUUCCUCUAUAUCAUCCAUCUUGUCUUUUUCUGAUGUUUUGAUAAACGUCAUAAAAAGAGGAAGAAGAAAUUGAUUGUUAUACCUGUUCUAAGCUUUGUGAUAUACACAACCAUAACAAAACUUGCAAAACCACACAAUGAACCACACCUCAAUGAUUGUAAACACAAAUUUUUAAAUCUGAUUUAUAUACAAAUUUAGUAUUCGGAAACAAUUUAAAUAAAAAUAUGGCUAUUUCAACGGGCCCUCCUAGUGUCUAUUCACACGUCACUACCAGAAGUAGUGCGAACUUACGAAGCACCAGAAGUUUAAAAUCCCUCAGGACUCCCUGGUAUAAAAAACCAUUGGUUCAAGACGCUAUUUUCUUAGAUGUGCAACGAGCGUCCAUGAUAACUGCUGUGUUCUCUUUGUUGUUAUCAAUAUUUACUGUGAUCUCAGGUAUAUUUGACUUGUACUGCUAUGUGAUGGCGGCCCCCGGGUCAACUCAUUACGGCUAUUACGUUAUUUCAUAUCAAUUUGUGUAUGUUGGAUCGCGACAUGUUAGAAACACACUUGUUAUGUUUGCAGUUUUUUCUGUGUUACUAGCAAUUGGAGUGUUUGUGACAAGUAUAAUCUUGAUUAUUUCGUUAAGAAAGGAAUACGAAAAAAAGAUGCUGGCAUGGAUUUACACGUUUGCAGUGUUCACACUGUUUAGAUUUUUAGCGUUUUUAUUUUUUUCAAUUGUAAAUGACAUGAUUUUCGCUUACAACAUCAUAAUGUGCCUUCUGUGGAGUAUCUUUAUAAUACUGUCCUUUUAUGGAUGGGUUUUGGUGUAUUCCCUCUACAUUGAACUGAGUGACCUAACUAAAUUGGAAGAUUUGGCUCAUUUAAGGACAUUUGAAAAAAAUGAACCAGAUGGGCACCAUGCAGUCAUUAAAUGCCUCCACAGUUCCAUCAUUGGCGGGAUCCCGUCCAACAACUCCACACAGCACUGUCUCGACGAUGCCAGUUUAACCACCACAACCACAAACAUUGAAUCACCAACAACUGAAACUCUCGGAGGACCAUCUCAGUCUUCAUCUUUUAUUACUGACAUUAUGCCCAUGAGUACUGUGUUUCCAACUAGCAUUAGUAAGCAUACAGAUCUGUCUAGCUUAAGCGAAAUUCAAUAUUCCGAUGCUACAACUGCAGAAGCAGGACCUUCUAGACCUAUGUCGGUUGUUACAGAAAUAUCAUAAUUUGCCUUAAUAGGAAACCAAACAAAACAUAUCAUAUGUCUUAUAUUUCUGCCAGGUUUUAUAAUUGCUAUGUAACUAAAAAUCUAUUAUUGUAAAAUUUUAUUUAGAUUCCAAAUAACUCAACUUGUUCUGUUCUGUUUGGUUUUUCAAUCACCAUUUACGGCUACACUAAGGUAUAUUUAGUACAUGAUUAAUAGUAGUGUCUUAAGAGUUGAGAGUGUAAAAUGACUAUUUUUUAUUUUAAUGUUAAGAUUUUUAUACUGAGUUGUAAACAAUUCCGUCCAAUCAAAAUUAAAUUUUGCCAAACUUGUUUUAUUUUUCAUC